AUAGAUAUAUCUCAAAUAGAUGAAAACGUUUAUAAUUACGCUAUACUUGUUAAAGAAUGAGUAGAUAUCCCGAUCAUGAACGUACAGCCAGCAGAAUGUGACAGGCAAACUUAUUCCGAUCAUGUAUCCACAGAAUCAUUGGGUGUCUUCUAUCAUAGGAAGUAUACCGCAUCAGUGCAUAGAGAAUUAGGAAAUAGGCUGAUACAAGAAGAUCGAUUUGUAUUUGCACCAUAUAUGAUUCCUGAACGAAAUGAUGUAUCAUUCUUCGGUAUAUUCGAUGGCACCGGCGGUCCAUUCGCAGCGGAUACCAUACAAAAUACAAUAAUAGAACACAUGGUGUCUACUGAUGCAUGGAAAUCUCUAAUGACGGCAAUCGAUUCUGCAGAAACAGGAUCAACUAAAAUACGGCAACUGGCAGCUACGGCUAUGAAACAAGCAUACGCUAAUGCAGACAAAGAAUUGCUGGAACUGUGUCAAAAGACAGAUGAGCACUACACUGCCUCCACUGGCGUAACAGUAUUGUUGAUCAAGGAUUACAUAGUAGUAGCACACGUGGGCGACAGCAGGGCAGCAAUCUGCUACGAAGACGGUGGUGCAUAUGUAACUAGAUUCAUCACAACAGAUCACAAACCACACUCUCCUGAUGAAAAAAGGCGUAUUAAAGCCGCUGGAGGAAUCGUUGUAUAUAGCAAAACACGACAUGCCACAACAUUCCUGCGUUGUGGUGAUUAUUUGAAACGGCACGCUAGAGGGGAACGGCCUAUGCAAAUCCAAUAUUCAAGAGCAUUCGGGGGGAAAGAGUUGAAACGAUGCGGGUUGCUAUGCGAGCCAGAUGUCAGCAUAUACAAAGGAUUACAUCAGCAUAAAGCAUUGAUAAUAGCUUCAGAUGGCCUUUGGAACGUAUUUAAAACAAGAACUGCAUUCACAAUAGUCCUCCGUGCACAUUCAAACGGUAAAAACCCUAGCAUAACCCUGGUAGAAUCAGCAAUAAUGAAAAAUACGGCGGAAUCAAGAAAUUCGGAUAACAUUACAUCAAUAGUCAUUAUAUUUAACGCAUGAAGCACAAACUGAACAGAACAACAUCAUGUGAUGUCGUAACAUGUAUGACGCUACACAGCGGGUGGUGUAAUAUAAACCUA
This is a messenger RNA of Babesia bovis T2Bo, 1139 nucleotides long. Its product is annotated as Protein phosphatase 2C family protein. The transcript is spliced from 8 exons. Lineage: Eukaryota; Apicomplexa; Aconoidasida; Piroplasmida; Babesiidae. Gene Ontology annotation, molecular function: protein serine/threonine phosphatase activity. Gene Ontology annotation, biological process: protein dephosphorylation. The record is from RefSeq and is a predicted model, not a curated record. Bases 76 to 1059 code for a protein of 327 amino acids.